GAACGAUUCUUACCAAUUAAUGCUGCAAGACUGCAUGUUGCACUGGUCUCCUCAAAACCACGGCCACGCUUAGUCUCCAUCUGUACCAUUCUAUAAAGUCUAAAGAGCUAGCAAGAUGUUGGAGGUGUUUCCUGGAUUGCUGUUAGGCAGUGAGGGAGAUGCCAUGGCUGUGCUGGCUAGGACACCCUCCAUCACCAAGCAGCACACUGUCACUCACAUACUCACCAUCUCAAAUGAGUCGCUGGACUUGAGCGAAUCGAAUGCUGUUCUAGUGGAGAGUGAAGGGCGUGCUGGUGUGGAGAGUGGAGUGGGUGAUGGUGUGGAGAGUGAAGGGCGUGCUGGUGUGGAGGGUGCAGUGGGUGAUGGUGUGGAAAGUGGAAUGGGUGAGAGUGGAGUGGGUGAUGGUGUGGAGAGUGGAGGGCGUGAUGGUGUGGAUGCUGGGGGUCAUGAUGGUGUGGAGAAUGGAAGAAAGGACGAUGUGGAGGGUGGAGCUGUGAAGGUUGCUAGUCCACCCAAGAAGAUGUUGGUCAAGUUUGUGUGUUUAGCAGACAUGCCAGAGAGUGACUUGCUGCAUCAUUUCCUACCCUCCUGCCAGUUCAUUCAAGAGGGUUUAAGAACCGGAGGAACGGUCCUGGUACAUUGUGUGUAUGGGAUAUCUCGUAGUGUUACCAUGGUGAUAGCGUAUCAAAUGUGGAGCGAGCGGAGGUCACUCCAAGUGGUGUACGAUGAACUAAAAAAGAAAAAACCAGAAAUAAGACCCAAUCCUGGUUUUUUUGAGCAGCUCAAGUUAUGGGAGGCCAUGAGAUGUUGCUAUGACACUAGUAAUAAGCAUUACAAAGCCUAUCGCCUCAAGACAGUUGCCAGAGACAUGAGAGAUUCUGCUUAUACUGAGAAGAUUGGACUGUCUCCUGACCCUUCCACCAACACCAUAGACUCCAGUGCUUACUACAGAUGCAGAAAGUGUCGCCGUCUCCUGUUCACUGACGAGAGUGUCCUCCCUCACGAGGUGGGUAAAGGAGAGGCUGCUUUCAAAUGGUAUAAGAGGACAAAGCAAGGGCAAACUCCACCCACUCAAUCAGAGGUGGAUUAUAACGAGCAGGGGCCCACUCAUGAUGUGUGUAGUUCAUGGUUCAUCGAGCCAGUACAGUGGAUGGAAAGCUCUCUACUGGGCAAAGUGGAGGGGAAGAUUCUGUGUCUCAAGUGCUCAGCUCGUCUGGGGUCAUUCAACUGGUCAGGUGAUCAGUGCUCGUGUGGGCAGUGGGUCACGCCCUCCUUCCAGAUACACAAGGCACGAAUAGACGAAACCAGAACACUCACGAGGAGAAAAGUGGACAAAACUGUAUAGCUAGCAAAUUACUGAAUCAUUGUCCAAAUUCAAACAUUAAUUUUUUUCGAUCA
Messenger RNA from Halichondria panicea, 1398 nucleotides. RefSeq names its product dual specificity protein phosphatase 12-like. The record is from RefSeq and is a predicted model, not a curated record. The transcript has 6 exons. Gene Ontology annotation, biological process: protein dephosphorylation. Gene Ontology annotation, cellular component: nucleus. Lineage: Eukaryota; Metazoa; Porifera; Demospongiae; Suberitida; Halichondriidae. Gene Ontology annotation, molecular function: protein tyrosine/serine/threonine phosphatase activity. The coding region runs from base 116 to 1345 and encodes 409 amino acids.